UGAGGGGGGAAACCGAGCCCCCUCGCGUUGUCACGUGUAAUCCGUGCUUCUCAUCACUUGUCUGAAAACAAAGAGAGGAAAGAAACUAGGUUAAAUAUCUCCCUGGCAAUUAAUUGCGUCCGCGAGCCAAAGGGGUGCGUUCGCUCGUUAACAAUUAGAGAAAGAGAGGAUGAGGAGUGGAAAUUAUGGAGAUAAAAAAUCCAGAACGAGCUGCGCACUUUUGAUGGUAAAGACAGAUUUUGUCGAGGCAAUUGGCGUGACGAAGAAAUUGAGGGCAAGCCAAUCAACGGUGCGCAUGAUCAAUAAGUUUCUGUUGCACUUGAUUGAAAUUUCUCCGCCACUUAACCUAGAUGGCUAUAUGAAGAUAGACCGGAGUUUGAUGACAACAUUAACGUCGACUGGAAUCGCGAUCACCAUUGUCUUGAUGCAGUUGCAAAUGGGAAACAAAACCAUCACAGGAAUCAACGACUUAUUAGCACUCAGAGGGGUUUUGUUCCCUUAAUUAAACGAUCGGCAAAAUAAAAAUCAAUGCGCAAUCUUGUAUAGAAU
Neocloeon triangulifer is the source of this 549-nucleotide messenger RNA. RefSeq lists its product as uncharacterized. The transcript is spliced from 4 exons. Lineage: Eukaryota; Metazoa; Arthropoda; Insecta; Ephemeroptera; Baetidae. The record is from RefSeq and is a predicted model, not a curated record. The coding region runs from base 170 to 502 and encodes 110 amino acids.